Messenger RNA from Haemonchus placei, 1056 nucleotides. The record is from the annotation of a GenBank genome assembly. Lineage: Eukaryota; Metazoa; Nematoda; Chromadorea; Rhabditida; Trichostrongylidae.
AUGGCGGUGGAACUCCUCCAGCCGGCGGCGCUGGCUCCGAUGGUGGUCCCUGUCCGAACUGCGGCUGCUGACCGAAGGCUGACGGUGGUGGCGCAAACGGAGGCUGCUGUUGUGGCUGAUUCUGUGGUGGAGGAGCUCCAAAGCCCUGAUUUGGCGGAGGAGCGAAUUGCGUGGGUGUCGCUUGCUGUGGUGGAACGAAUUGCUGUGGAAUUGCACCAUGUGGAACGCCGAACUGUUGAGAUGGCUGAGGGAUAGGAGUCGAUGAUACAGAAGAUUGCGGCGUGGGUGGUUGAGGCUGAUGAGACCCCUGUUGAGGUGGUGCGAACUGUUGCGGUGGUGGAGCAAACUGCUGCUGAGAUCCGAACUGUUGCGGUGGUGGAGCACCGAAACUCUGGUGUUGCUGCGUUGGUACGAAGCUUGUUGGCGGCAUCUGCGGCGGUGCAGCAUGUUGCUGAGGAGGAACGAAUUGUUGUGGUGGCUGAGGAGGGGUGUGCUCAUGCGGGAGACGAGAUGGAGAGAAACUUGCGGGUGGCAUGUUAGCCUGAGGGAACGACGGGAUUGAAGACGGCAUCGUCGGAGGUGGUGGAGCGAAUCCUGGUGAUUGAUGCUGGGAUACAUGUGGAUCCUGCACCGCAGAUGGUGCUGAUGGGGGUGGAGCGAAAUCUGAAGGUGGAGGAGCAAAAGCUGUUGGCGCUCCUGCUUCUAACGGAAUUUCUUCCACACAUGGUGCCGACACCUCCUGUCUACCGUCCGGCAAAACCUGUUCUUGAAGCGAUGGCUGGAUAGUGGCCGGUAGCUCAGGCUUUUCAGACGGUACAGGUGAAUUUGGAGAGAGGGAUGUAGCAUCGUAUCCGUUGACCGGAAGAGGCGGAACAUGAUCUCCGAAUCCCGACACGGCGUUCCGAUUCUCAGCUGGCUCAAAAGGUUGAGAACUUGUAAGCUGCGAAGCUCCACGAGUGCUGGAUAUGUUGAAGCUCGAAAGGGUUUUCGAUAGCCGUUGAACAUCAGCCUGGAUCUGAGAGAUUUGCUGUUGAAUGUCGGCCAAUUCAGCGAUAG